Messenger RNA from Endocarpon pusillum Z07020, 912 nucleotides. RefSeq lists its product as uncharacterized. The coding region runs from base 1 to 912 and encodes 303 amino acids. Lineage: Eukaryota; Fungi; Ascomycota; Eurotiomycetes; Verrucariales; Verrucariaceae. The record is from RefSeq and is a predicted model, not a curated record. The transcript has a single exon. Gene Ontology annotation, molecular function: deoxycytidyl transferase activity; DNA-directed DNA polymerase activity. Gene Ontology annotation, biological process: error-free translesion synthesis; error-prone translesion synthesis. Gene Ontology annotation, cellular component: nucleus.
AUGUCACCGACACGUGCACCAGAGCCAACCCGUACUUGUUUCGAUCCUUUCAACUCUUCCUCAACUGGCCAUCAACGCGCAGAAAGCCGCCUGUCUGGAUCCACCUCAUGGCGGGAGUCUCGUGCCCGCAAGCUCGCACAUCAGUUCUCUGACAGUAGCGGUGGAGGAGGCGUGGAGCAUCUCUCUGAUCUGGUUGAAGCAGGAAAGGAAGAUUUGGGCAAGGAUGGAAGAAAGGAAAAUGGAUCUUGGGAAGUAGGGGCACUAGCCUUGAGGGAGAAAGGAUGGCAAGAGAUUCGAGGAUUGAUGGAAGGGAACAAGAAGAGGAAAACCGAGGAACAGUUCAAGGACUUCAAUGGAUAUUGCAAGAGACAAAAGGCUAGUCCUAUGCACAAAACCGAUGACCCUAUCACCCGUACGAGAUCCCUCCCUGUCCCUUCACAGGCAUCCAUAGAGCCGCCGUCACAGAUCCCAGGCCCGAGGGUUUAUACGCUACCCAAAUCGACUCCGGAAGCGACCCCUACAGAACCACAAAUCUUCCGGUCGCUGACCCUUUAUCUCAAUGGCUCUACAUAUGCCUCUGGUAUCUCCGAUCACAAAUUGAAAUCUCUCUUCGUCCAGCACGGCGGCUCUCUCUCCAUCGCUCUUGGUCGUCGAACUGUCACUCAUGUCGUUCUAGGCUCUAUUGUUGGUGGUCUAGCAGCUGGCAAAAUUCAAAAGGAAGUGGCCAAGGUGGGUGGCAAGGGCGUGAAAUAUGUGACAGCCCAAUGGGUGGUUGACAGCGUGCAAUGUGGAAAAAGGCUACCAGAAAGUGGGUAUCGGGCUGUUCAUAUCGCAAUGAAGGGGCAAGGAAGUGUGUUGGAUAAGAUGGGCUUUACGACAGAAAAGGUGGAUGAGGACAAGAAGGGGAGUUGA